Messenger RNA from Gymnogyps californianus (California condor), 3545 nucleotides. RefSeq names its product epithelial splicing regulatory protein 2 (gene ESRP2). The transcript is spliced from 16 exons. Gene Ontology annotation, cellular component: nucleoplasm; ribonucleoprotein complex. Lineage: Eukaryota; Metazoa; Chordata; Aves; Accipitriformes; Cathartidae. Bases 118 to 2304 code for a protein of 728 amino acids. Gene Ontology annotation, molecular function: mRNA binding. The record is from RefSeq and is a predicted model, not a curated record. Gene Ontology annotation, biological process: regulation of RNA splicing.
AGGCUGGGCUUCUGCCAUGAUGUCAGAGGGAAAGAAACCCACAGCUUGCUAAUUUCACCUCCCAAUCAGCCCCGGGAAGAAGGAGAUCACCGGGAACAGUUGUUUCCCCCUGUGGUCAUGACGGCUUCGCACAGUGACUCUUUGGUGGUGUUGUUUGGGGCAACAGCUGGUGCAUAUGGGGCUAAACUGGGUUCGGAUGAGAGGGAACUAAUUCUCUUGGUGUGGCAAGUUGUGGAUCUACACAGCAAGAAGGUAGGGACACUACACAAAUCCCUGGUGAAAGCAGACAACUUGGACUUAAGUGACCAGUGUCGUGAAGUGAGUGGCUUAACACCAGAGGGAUUGGGCAAAGCUGAACCACUGGACCGGGUUCUUCAACAGUUUAGUCAGCUGGUAUCCAGUGAUUUGAAAGUACUUGGAAGGAGCUCUUACACACUCUGCAGUGAUGGCCAGUUACUCAUUCGACAAGUUCUCCACCCAGAAACAUCUAAGAAGAACUUCCUGCUGUCAGACUGCUUCUAUUCCUUUUAUGAUCUGCGCAAAGAAUUUCAUACUUGCUACCCUAGUUCAGCCGCCGUGAAAGAUCAGACUAUCAAGACCAUGGCAGAAUAUCUAGGCUUAGGGACAGAUGAAACAGAGGAGGACUUUGGCGUGUGGCAAGUGAAAACCAUGGUGGCUAUCAUUUUCAGCAUGCUCUCUGAAAGUUGUAAUCACGUAUUUACUGAGCCUGAAACUGUGAAAUACAAGUACGAAACAGGUCCUUGUAGUAAAUCUGAAACAGUGGACAGUGAGACAGUAAUACGUGCCAGAGGUUUGCCAUGGCAGUCUUCAGACCAAGAUAUUGCUCGGUUUUUCAAAGGACUCAACAUUGCCAAAGGUGGUGUGGCUCUUUGUCUGAACGCUCAAGGAAGAAGAAAUGGGGAGGCAUUAGUUCGGUUUGUCAAUUCUGAACAGAGAGAUCUUGCACUGGAAAGACAUAAACAUCACAUGGGUAGCAGAUACAUUGAGGUUUACAAAGCAACUGGGGAAGAAUUCUUAAAAAUUGCAGGAGGCACCUCUAAUGAAGUGGCCCAGUUCUUAUCUAAGGAGAAUCAAGUUAUCAUCCGGAUGAGAGGCCUUCCAUUCACGGCUACUCAGGAGGAUGUCUUGGGGUUCCUGGGGCCAGAGUGCCCAGUCACAGGAGGGAAAGAGGGACUUCUCUUUGUCAAGUACCCAGAUGGCAGGCCCACAGGAGAUGCAUUUGUGUUAUUUUCCUGUGAAGAAUAUGCACAGAAUGCACUUAAAAAGCACAAAGAAAUACUUGGAAAACGUUACAUUGAACUCUUCAGGAGCACAGCAGCAGAAGUCCAACAGGUACUUAAUCGAUAUCUGUCAACACCUCUUAUUCCCACUCUCCCAACUCCCAUCAUUCCUGUCAUACCCCCACCAUAUACCAUUGCCACGGGUAGCAUACGUGACUGUGUCCGGCUCAGAGGCCUUCCUUACACUGCUGGCAUUGAUGACAUCCUGGAAUUUAUGGGAGAUGCCACAGCUGAUAUCAAGCCCCAUGGAGUUCACAUGGUCCUUAAUCAACAGGGACGACCAUCAGGUGAUGCUUUUAUUCAAAUGAAAUCUGCUGACAAAGCCUUUAUGGUGGCUCAAAAAUGUCACAAAAAAAUGAUGAAGGACCGUUAUGUGGAAGUAUUUCAGUGUUCAGGAGAGGAGAUGAACUUUGUUUUAAUGGGUGGCACUUUAAAUCGUAGUGGCUUAUCCCCACCGCCAUGUAAGUUACCAUGUCUUUCUCCACCAGCUUAUGCUGCUUUCCAAACAGCAGCUGUGAUCCCAGCAGAGGCAGCGCUUUACCAGCCACAAGCCCUCUUGCCAACUACCAGGACUCCCCAGGCCUCCGCGGCUGCUCCUCCAACUGUUACCUACUACCCAGCUCAGGCUGCUCAGCUCUAUAUGAAUUACACAGCUUACUAUCCCAGUCCUCCAGUAUCCCCUACCACGGUGGGGUAUAUUGCAGCUCCUCCAGGAGCUGUAGCUGCUGCUGCAACUGCCACCCACACUCCGAUUCUGCCCCAGCCUGGAGCGUUAGUCCGUAUGCAGGGCUUGCCAUAUAAUACAGGAAUGAAGGAGAUACUCAGUUUCUUCCAGGGAUACCAGCUCCACGCCGAUUCCAUCCUCGUGCUUUACAACUUUAGUGGCCAGCCCAGUGGAGAGGCAUUGGUGACUUUUCCAAGCCUGGAUCUAGCUAAGAAAGCAGUGGCUGAGAAAAACGGACAGCUGCUGGGAAGCCGCUAUGUAGAACUGUACCUGGUCUAACGAAACACUCUUUGGGGGAUGGGGAAAGAAUGCUGCACUCAACACCGUGCCUUUUGCAAAAUAAGAAGUCUUCCCUUGCCACCCAGGCAGCAGCAAAUGUGCCUUUUCAGCAUAAUAUGUUGGAAUGUAGAGUGGUACAUGUCCUGUAUUUAAUUUGAAAAAUGGCGUAUCCUAUGCCAAAGAUAAAGUGAAACCAAAAAUUAUGCAGUUAAUUUACUUAAUUUCUAAUGUACUUCAUGAAAAAUAAGCAAACCUGCUCCUGGCAUCUAGUUAAUUCUGAAGACAAUCUAAUAGCACUUCAGCUAUCGCAGCCAUGGGAGAAACCUGUUCAGUAGCAUUUGAAGUGGAAAGCGAAGCUUGAGUCAUUCAGAUUCUUCUGUGUUUAGUUUUUAAUAGUUUACACUUGACAAAGUGUCUGGUUUUUGUAGAGUUUAAAUGUCUUUAGAAAGGUCUUUUGGAAUGCAUAGCUUUCCCAGUUCAAAGUGUAGAUCAUAUUGAUUUUUUUUUUUUGUUCUGUUUUGUUCUUGACUGGAAAAUACCAGGAUGCUGGACCCCACAUGCAAUUGUGCUUUCUUGUGUUUUCAUUAUACAUUGUUUUGCAAAAGCCAUAUUUGUCUUUCUUACCAAUGUACUGCUGCCAACGUGUAAAGCAAAAAAAUAAAACCAACAGCAAACCCAGAAAAAUCCUCCUUGCCCACCCAUAACUCCCUGCUCCCAGCCCCAAACUUUUAAUCUCUACAGGACAAAAAUGGCACAUAAACCUGAGUACUAAUAAGUUAUAUUUUUUUAUUUAAGCAUAAUAGCUUUCAGAUACUGUAUUAAAGAUUUUGCUCUAGUUUAUGUGCAUGCAAUUUGUUUACAUCUUUAAACUACUUUAUUUGUAUAUUAUGGAACAACAAGAUACGUUGAAAUCUAAAUCCUCUAGUGCAUGCUUUUUUCUUUUUCCCUGUGUGUGUAUAUACAUAAGCUAGAAGAAGUACUUUUAUGUCAUGUAGCAUGUGUUUAAAAACAGACAUCUGCUGUAGAAGCACUAAAUGACUUUGUUUUUACUGUGCCUUACUUCAAAACCAUUCCAAGUGCAAUACCAGCAGAGCAAAAUGUAAUGAAUACUGUUGUGACAUGUUCAUGGAUGUCUGAAUUGAUCUUUUUUGUUAGUGUACAAUUUGAGUUGUACUUAAAAGAACUGAAUGAUGUAUGCUUCUUUAUAUUACAACAAAUAAAAGAGAUGCUUAUGAUGUGUA